Vicia faba (fava bean) is the source of this 486-nucleotide messenger RNA. NCBI's taxonomy places the organism in Eukaryota, Viridiplantae, Streptophyta, Magnoliopsida, Fabales, Fabaceae. The record is from the annotation of a GenBank genome assembly.
AUGUUUUUCAAUUCAACCCCCCCUUCUUGUGUUUUUCACAUCUUCAGUGCGGUCAAUGUACGAGGUGGUGGCGCAGAAGGAGGCGAGGUAGGUGGUUUUGUUGUAGGGGUAGAUGAUGGUGUUAUUGAAUUCAUCUUGGGUGAUGGUGUCAUCGGAUAUAGUGGUGAAAAAGUAGGUGGUGGAGUGGUAGAAGCCGGUGUUGAUAUCGUAGGAGUCGUCUUAGGUGGUGGCAUCAUAAGAUAUGGAGGCAGUGCAAAAGAUGACCAUAUAUGUGGCGGUGGUGGUGAAGAAGAAGGCUUUUUAGGUGGGGGUGACGGUGGUGAUGGUGUAGGUGGUGGUGUCAAUGAGGGCUUCUUAGGUGGUGGUGUUGAUGGAGGUUUCUUAGGUGGAGGUGGUGAUGGAGGUGGUGGUGUGAAUGAAUACUUUUUAGGUGGUGGUGGUCUCUUGAUAGGACUAUGCAGCGGUAUCUUUGAUGGUGAUGUAUGA